Molecule: messenger RNA, 5673 nt
Organism: Andrographis paniculata
Lineage: Eukaryota; Viridiplantae; Streptophyta; Magnoliopsida; Lamiales; Acanthaceae
Product: E3 ubiquitin-protein ligase KEG
Exons: 16
Coding region: 16-5286 (1756 amino acids)
Biological process (GO): negative regulation of abscisic acid-activated signaling pathway; defense response; protein phosphorylation
Cellular component (GO): early endosome; trans-Golgi network
Molecular function (GO): ubiquitin-protein transferase activity; protein kinase activity; ATP binding
Source: RefSeq, a predicted model, not a curated record
GAAGGUCGCUCAAAAAUGAAAAACAAACAAAAACAAGAGAGAGAGAGAGAACAAAACCCCAUUGUCAAGCUCAAGCUUGUUUUUUCGUCGUAUUUCUUCUUGUCUCUCUUCUCUCUCAGGAGCAGGAGCAGUAGCAGUAGCAGCUCAUCUUCCCAUCCCAUCCCAUACCACCGCCAAACCUUUUUAAUUCUCUCUCCAUGGAUCUGCGAUUUCCAGUCCUCCAUUUUCCAAUUCCGCCUUCUUUUUGCCCUUGAUCGCAUCGAUUCUUAUUUCCUUGUGAGUUGGUUGAGCGGUGGGAGGGUUUUGCUUGCUUUACUUUUUCCGGUGAGGAAGAUGAAGGUGCCGUGCUGUUCGGUGUGCCAGAACAAGUUCAACGAGGAUGAGCGGUGCCCGCUGCUCCUCCAAUGCGGCCACUGCUUCUGCCGCGAGUGCUUGUCCCGUAUGUUCCUGGCCUCCCAGGGCUCCUCCCUCUCUUGCCCUCGCUGCCGCCAUGUCUCCACCGUCGGUAAUUCCGUUUCCGCCCUGAAGAAGAAUUAUUCGGUGCUGUCUUUGAUUCAGGGGGACGAGGAGGACGACGACGAGGAGGACGACGAGGAUGAGGGGAAUGAACCAGGGAUGGAGGAUGGAGGCUUUGCAGGUAUCGAUGGAAUUUGUUGUGGGAAUAAUAACACCAAUCAUAGUAAUCAUAAUAGUAAUCACAAUAGCGGUAGCAGUAGCGGCGGCGGCGGCGGCGGCGGUAGUUGUGUUUACAGCAAUGGGAGUCGGAGAGUGGACGAGGCUUUUAGAGGGCGGAGGAUUGAUUUGGUGGCGCACAAGGAGGUGAAGCUGGUGAGGAGGAUCGGGGAAGGGAGUAGCCGCCGCGCCGGUGUGGAGAUGUGGGCGGCGGUGCUGUCGGGAAAAGGGUGUAAACAUAAGAUGGCGGUGAAGAAAGUGGUGAUCGGAGACGGGACAGAUGUGGUGUGGAUGCAGGGGCAGCUGGAAGAGUUGAGGAGGAAAUCUAUGUGGUGUCGAAAUGUGUGUACUUUCCAUGGGGCGAGGAAGAUGGAUAAUAGCCUGUAUUUAGUGAUGGAUAGGUGCCACGGUUCGGUGCAGACUGCGAUGCAGCGGAACGAGGGGCGCCUCACUCUCGAGCAGAUCCUCAGAUAUGGAGCAGAUAUAGCCCGUGGAGUUGCUGAACUUCAUGCAGCUGGUGUUGUGUGUAUGAAUAUUAAGCCUUCCAAUCUUCUCUUGGAUGAAAAUGGUCAUGCCCUGGUUUCGGAUUAUGGCCUUCCAGCAAUUUUGAAGAAGCCUGAUUGCAGGAAAGCUGGAAAAGAGUGCGAAUCCCCAAAGAUUCAUUCAUGUAUGGAUUGCACAAUGCUGAGCCCAAACUAUACUGCUCCAGAAGCUUGGGAACCAGUUAAAAAAUCAAUACAUCUUUUCUGGGAUGAUGCUAUUGGUAUUUCUCCAGAGUCUGAUGCAUGGAGCUUUGGUUGUACCUUGGUAGAAAUGUGCACAGGAUCUAUCCCGUGGGCUGGCUUAAGUGCUGAAGAAAUCUAUCAGUCUGUUGUCAAAUCAAAACGGCAGCCUUCUCAAUAUGCAAGUGUUGUUGGUGUUGGAAUACCUAUGGAAUUGUGGAAGAUGAUCGGCAAUUGCCUGCAGUUCAAGGCAUCCAAAAGACCAACUUUCCAAUCAAUGUUAGCAAUAUUUCUUAGACACUUGCAAGAGAUUCCUCGAAGCCCACCUACAAGCCCAGACAAGGGUGAUGUGCCUGCCAGCCCUGUAAUGAAUGGGAUGUCAUCAAUCCCAUCUACUGAUCUGGAAGUCCCAGUGACAAAUCCCCACCUUCUACACCGACUUGUAUCUGAAGGCAAUUUAGAUGGAGUUAGAGAAUUACUUUCAAAGACCGCUUCAAUACACGGUCACAGUUUAUUGCGCUCUCUGUUAGAAGCACAGAAUGCUGAUGGGCAAACUGCUCUCCACCUCGCCUGUAGGCGUGGAAGUGUUGAACUUGUUGAAGCUAUUUUGCAGUGCAAAGAGGCGAAUGUUGAUGUCCUUGACAAAGAUGGUGAUCCCCCUCUGGUAUUUGCUUUGGCAGCUGGGUCACCUGAAUGUGUCCGGGCACUCAUAAAAUGCAAUGCUAAUGUCAGGUCAAGGUUAAGGGAAGGCCUUGGUCCGUCAGUUGCUCAUGUCUGUGCUUACCAUGGCCAACCUGAUUGCAUGAGGGAGUUGUUGUUGGCGGGCGCUGAUCCAAAUGUUGUUGAUGAUGAAGGAGAAUCUGUGCUUCACAGAGCUGUUACAAAGAAAUACACUGAUUGUGCUAUUGUCAUAUUGGAAAAUGGUGGCUGUGUAUCUAUGAGUAUCCUGAACUCAAAAGACCUGACACCACUGCACUUAUGUGUGAUGACAUGUAAUGUAGCUGUUGUCAAAAGAUGGCUAGAGCUUGCAACAGAAGAAGUUAUUGAUGAAGCUAUUGAUAUCCAGAGCCCUCAAGGAACAGCAUUGUGCAUGGCAGCUUCUUUGACAAAAGAUCAUGAAUCUGAGGGUAGAGAAUUGGUAAAGAUAUUGCUAGCUGCUGGAGCAGAUCCAAUGGCUCAAGACCCCUGUCGUUCCCAUACUGCUUUGCACAUUGCUGCUAUGGCUAAUGAUGUUGAAUUAGUGAGGGUUAUACUCGAAGCUGGUGUUGAUGUAAACAUCACAAAUUGUCAGAAUACUAUACCUCUCCAUAUGGCAUUGGCUAGAGGUGCGAAAUCUUGUGUUGGAUUGCUUUUAUCAGCUGGGGCAAAUUGCAACAUGCAGGAUAGUGAUGGGGACAAUGCUUUUCAUAUAGCAGCUGAUGGGGCAAAGAUGAUCCGUGAAAAUUUGGAUUGGAUUCUUGUUAUGCUCAGAUAUCCCAAUGCUGCAGUUAAUGUUAGGAAUCACAGUGGCAAGACAUUCCUUGAUUCGUUGGAAGCUCUUCCACGGGAAUGGAUUUCUGAAGAUUUAAUGGAAGCCCUGGUGCAGAAGGGAGUCCAUUUGUCUCCUACAGUAUAUCAAGUUGGCGACUGGGUGAAAUAUAGAAAAUGUGUUACAGAACCAACCUAUGGGUGGCAAGGUGCAUCACAUAAGAGUGUUGGUUUUGUGCAAAAGGUCCUGGAAGACGACAAUCUCAUUGUAUCAUUUUGUUCUGGAGAAUCUCAAUCUCAAGUACGCAUGAAUGAAGUUGUGAAAGUGAUACCACUUGACCGAGGGCAACAUGUUCAACUUAAGUCUGACGUCACAGAGCCAAGAUUUGGGUGGCGUGAUCAUCUGCGCGACAGCAUUGGAACAGUUUUGUGUGUUGAUGAUGACGGAAUCUUGCGGGUUGGUUUCCCUGGAGCAUCUAGAGGAUGGAAAGCAGAUCCUGCAGAAAUGGAAAGAGUUGAGGAAUUCAAGGUUGGAGACUGGGUCCGUGUACGCCCCACACUGACUACAGCUAAACAUGGACUUGGAUCUGUGACUCCAGGGAGCGUCGGUGUAGUAUGGAGUAUCAGACCUGAUAAAAGUCUACUAUUGGAGUUAUGCUACCUACCUGCUCCAUGGCUUUGUGAACCCGAAGAGGCAGAACUUGUGGAACCUUUCAAGAUUGGUGACCGGGUCUGCGUAAAACGUUCUGUUGCGGAGCCCAGAUAUGCAUGGGGUGGCGAAACACAUCAUAGUGUUGGAAAAAUUAGUGAGAUAGAAAACGACGGUCUUUUGGUAAUUCAAAUUCCCAAUCGGCCUAUCCCAUGGCAGGCAGAUCCAUCUGACAUGGAAAAGCUCGACAAUUUCAAGGUAGGUGAUUGGGUUAGAGUAAAAUCUUCUGUUCCAUCACCGAAAUACGGGUGGGAGGACGUCACAAGAAACAGCAUAGGCAUAAUCCACAGUUUGGAGGAGGAUGGGGACGUGGGAAUCGCAUUUUGCUUCCGGAGCAAACUAUUUUCCUGUUCCGUAACAGAUGUUGAGAAGGCCCCUGCAUUCGAAUUAGGACAAGAGAUUCGGAUGAUGCCGAGUGUCACUCAGCCUCGUCUCGGGUGGUCUAAUGAGACGCCAGCAUCUAUUGGAAAGAUUGUGAGGGUUGACAUGGAUGGUGCUUUAAACGUCAAAGUUUCCGGAAGGCAUAGUCUAUGGAAGGUAUCUCCGGGUGACGCAGAAAAACUUCCCGGUUUCAAAGUAGGCGAUUGGGUCCGUUCAAAACCGAGCCUCGGCGCUCGACCGAGUUACGAUUGGGGCAGCAUCGGAAAGGAAGGUCUAGCCAUCGUACAUAGCGUACAGGAAACCGGUUAUCUAGAACUUGCUUGCUGCUUCUGGAGGGGAAAAUCGAGCACUCACUACACCGAAGUUGAAAAAGUGCCCGGAUUUAAAGUCGGGCAGCAUGUAAAAUUUAGAGCAGGACUUGUCGAGCCGAGAUGGGGCUGGCGAGGCGCACAACCAAUCUCCCGAGGCGUUAUUAUUAGCGUCAGCGCUACGGGUGAGGUACGGGUCGCAUUUAGCGGUCUCCAAGGGCUAUGGCGAGGCGAUCCUGCUGACCUAGAAAUCGAGCAGACGUAUGACGUCGGAGAAUGGGUGAAAUUGAGAGACGGCGCGAGUACUUGGAAGUCGGUUUUGCCCGGCAGCGUCGGCGUCGUACAAGGUCUCGUCUACGAAGAGAACGAGUGGAACGGGAACAUUUCUGUCGGAUUUUGCGGCGAGCAAGAACUGUGGGUUGGGAGCGCAGCUGAUCUCGAGAAAGUCGAGCGCCUUGUGGUCGGGCAGCGAGUUAAAGUUCGAACGACGAUCAAGCAGCCGAGGUUCGGGUGGUCGGGGCACAGCCAUGCGAGCGUGGGGAUCGUAUCAGCGAUCGAUGCGGACGGGAAGCUGAGAAUAUACACGCCGGCCGGGUCGAAAGUGUGGCUGCUGGACCCGACGGAAGUGGUCGUCGUUGCCGAGAGGGAGGUCCGCAUAAAUGAUUGGGUCAGAGUGAAGGGGAGCGUGUCGAACCCGACGCACCACUGGGGGGACGCGUCUCAUGCGAGCGUCGGAGUCGUGCACCGGAUGGAGGACGAGGAUCUGUGGGUGGCGUUCUGCUUCACGGACCGGCUGUGGCUGUGCAAAGUGUGGGAGAUGGAGAGGGUGCGCGCGUUUAGGGUCGGGGACAGGGUGAAGAUCAAGGGGGGGCUGGUGAGCCCGCGGUGGGGGUGGGGUAUGGAGACGCAUGCCAGUAGGGGGGAGGUGGUUGGGGUCGAUGCGAAUGGGAAGUUGCGGAUCAAGUUCAAGUGGCGCGAGGAGAGGACAUGGAUUGGAGACCCGGCGGAUAUCGAGCUAGACGGGUAACAGGUAUCUGUAUGUAUAUGCCUGCCUGCCGUACUGCCCUGAAUCGAUGGAGGAUAUAUAUAUAUAUAUAUAUAGAGAGAGAGAGAGAGAGAGAGAGAGAGAGAGAGAGAGAGAGAGAGAGAGAGAGAGAGAGAGAGAGAGAUGAGGUUGGUGGUGGUGGUGAUUGAUUCAUUGAUUGAUUUCUUAGUAUAAUCUACCGCCAUGUGAUGAGGGGGAAGGAAGACUGGGGGGGAUCUAUUUAUUAUCUUGUAGAGUAUAUAUGUAUGAUAUGGAAAUAAAUAAAUAUAUAUAUAUAUAUGCAGUAUAAUAAUAAAUAUUAUUAUUUACUAUUAAUUGGUAGGUUUAUUGUAGAUGAUGAUGAUGAUGAUGAUGGUGAUGUUUUGUUUA